Olea europaea var. sylvestris is the source of this 366-nucleotide messenger RNA. RefSeq lists its product as uncharacterized. NCBI's taxonomy places the organism in Eukaryota, Viridiplantae, Streptophyta, Magnoliopsida, Lamiales, Oleaceae. The transcript is spliced from 2 exons. The coding region runs from base 1 to 366 and encodes 121 amino acids. The record is from RefSeq and is a predicted model, not a curated record.
AUGUCUCCAUACCGACUAGUAUUUGGGAAAGCCUACCUCCUACCAGUUGGGUUUAAGCACAAAGCCUGGGCAUUGAAGGAGUUGAAAAUGGACCUAGAGAAGGCUGGAGUAACAAGAAUUUUACAAUUGCAUAAAUUGGAAGAAUUUAGAAGAGAAGUUCAGAAAAUGCAUCUAUCUACAAAGGACGGACCAAACAAUGGCAGGAUAAAAACAUUCGGCAAUGAAUUUUCAAAGUGGGAGACCAAGUGCUCUUUUGAAUUGCACCACCCAACAAAGGAGAAUUUCAAGGUUAAUGCUCAACGCAUCAAGCACUAUAUAGAAAAGUUUUUCACCGCUAAAGAGAGCCUUGAGCUAGUUCCAGAAUAA